GAGAGGGAGGGACUGAAUGAAGGAGAGGAGAGAGAGGAAGGGAGGGAGGAGCCAGGCUGUCAAGGUGAACCGAUAAACCUCUCUUUUAUUUCCCUUGACGUCCAAAACACGACGCGCAGCUCCCGGCAGGGAGGAGAUAGAGAGUGGAGGAGCUCACAUCCAUUACCGUGUGAUAAUCGGACCGGAGCCGGUGAACAGUACAGACACACACCGACAGGGAGCAGACACAGCAAAGUGUUUCUUUUUAAAGCAUCCUUUGUUUUGUUAUUUUUCUAAAUUUCUGGACAUAAAACUUAGAUGGCACGGAGCGAGCUGAGUGCGUCAUGUCGUCGGAGAAGCCAGGAAAAUUAAAGAGCAGCGUGCGGCCGAGGAGUCAUGCUGGGAUCUGAGAAGGAAGAAUUCGGCGUCCCAGAGAGUAGACGGACCCCCGACUCUGGUCUCCCACAGCCCUGAAGGGACCAGCUUGGCUUCACGUGGACAAACCCAUCUGAGAGGGAUUCACACAUCACCCUCUGGUGUCGCUUCUGAUUGGAUGUCCAGCCUCAACUUCUUCCUUGUUUUUUUUUUUUUUCCUCUUGGACUUGAAGCUCUGCCUCAAAAAUCUGGAGAUGAUGCCGCUGCAACUUUGUUUUCCAUCAGAGAAGAUGGAGAAGUUUUCAGCCACCACCGCUGAGAGGGUGGAUUAUUGAAAGGAGUCUGGCAGAGCUUUCUGAAGAAUUAAAAUGGAUUUUUGCUGCUGCUGAAACACCUGUGAAGGUGCAGAGUUCAUGUGUAAUCUUGUGGAAUAACAGUGUGUCUGUCAGUGUGUGAAUGUGUGUGAUCCAUCUAAAUGAGGAGGGCUGCAGAGGAGCUGAUUUCGAAAACAUCUGGAUGGAUACAGAAGAUUUACAAACAGAGAGAGAGAUAGUAUUUUUUACAUGUCCUGCACUUUUCUGUCCCACUUAACAGAUUUUGGACCUUAAAGUAACUUUGAAACAAUAGAGACUGAUUUUUUUUUUUUUUAAAUGGCACAAUAUUUCCUGAGAUUUUUUUAGGGAAUUUCCUGGCGAUGCAGUCACUUUCUCAUUUCCAGACACUAAGUUGGAAGAAAUCAUAUUUUUCUGCCCAUUUUCUGCCGUCACGCCUCAAAAGUGUAACAUCCUGUGAUUUACAUUCAUUGAUCUUUCAACCAAGUGGACAGAAUCAGUUUUGGUGAGACUAACGAGCCACUGCCGCUGUUUCCGAGCCAAUUAACCUCAUCGUUAACUUUUGGCAUUCAGGUCCUUCGUGCUCCUUCGUCAUUAAUGAGAAUGCUGACGUAUGCGAUUACACAUUUCAUUGAGGAUGGUGCUUUUAACUGACAGUCAGCCCUGCAUGAUCACAACCAAGACUGAAACUGCAGAGUGCUUAUUAUUCAGACAUGUGACAAUUGCUUUCCAGAGAAUAUGCAGGUUCUACGUAAUUUUAAUGGAUUUUCUUAACACAUAUCGAGCCUACGUGAACUGAAAUCAUCACAGUUUUUAAGGAACUUGGAUCUUUUUUUCUUGAUAAACAAGAAAGCAGAGGCCAUUUUAAUGUUUGUUUAAAUUUUAUAGUAUUGAGUGAAACAAACCUGUUAUUAUUUUUUAGAUAUCACAGCUUUGGAUCAGAUUCUUUUGCCAUUAUUUUUAUGGCUGUUGUAACUUUUACUGACUUGAAUGCAUCAGUAUUCUGUUCAAGUGGCUGAACUGUCACUGCCAGAGAAACAAGCGCUCUUUGAAUGGUGUUAACACCUUUUAUCGCCUCCUCUUAUUUUUUAGUUCCCACCUUGGAUUACAGCCCACAGGAUAGCAAUGUCAGCAUUUUAAUCUGCAAUACUUUUCAUCACUGAAUUGCCGGAAUUUGGCUUAUUGACCCCUGGAGAGACGAGCCUUGAGCUUGCCAAGUUUUACGCCAGGACCUCGUGUACAUCCCAUCCUGCGUGUCUGAAAUCACCUCUUCCUGCCUCGGAGGGGAACUCUCAGCUGGUCCCAUCACCGCCAUGGUGAUGUCACAGGGCACCUACACCUUCCUGGCCUGUUUCGCCGGCUUCUGGUUGGUCUGGGCCCUCAUCGUCAUGCUGUGCUGUUUCUGCAGCUUCCUGCAGCGCAGGUUGAAGCGCCGCCAAGAGGAGAGGCUGAGAGAGCAAUGUCUGCGAACCGUAGAGAUGGAGCCACUCAGCUGUCACCCCGCAGGAUACCCGCCUCAACCUCCUCCUCCUCCACCCCCACCACCACCACCUUUACAGCUGCCCAGGGAGCCACCGCAGUUCUGCCCUCCUCAGACCUUGUCACCGCCUGUUCCUCUGCAGGUUCCUCAUCCCAUGCCGCAAGCAAACUGGAUCAGCAUGCCAGACACAGACCUUUUCGGGAAGCCGCCCUGCUAUGAGGAGGCAGUUCUAAUGGAGGAUCCUCCUCCGCCCUACAGUGAGGUCUUGGCCGAUCCACGGGGGGGCACCUACCUGAAGCCUGCAACGCUCCGAGCCAUGCCACCUCGGCCUCCUCCUCCUGUCAGGGAACACCAGGAUCCUGCUCCAGUGUUCACGUCUGAGACCAGCAAGCCUCCCGUGGCGGCCGUAUUCCCUGAUAGAGGUUACUCCUCCCUAAUACGCUUGCCCUCAUCCCAGCGCUGGGACUCCCUGGGUCAUCUCCUGUCAAACAUGGACCUGAACCACAACAACCUCACCCCGCCAGGGGCCCGUCCCAUCCAGGCUGCCGCUGCGAUGGCAACCAUGCCCCGCCGAGAGCCCAGGACUCCUCAUGAUGGACUUGGGUUCCGAGGUGGAAUACAAGGACUCCAAGGUGGCAUACAAGGACUACAAGGAAGCAUACAAGGACUUCGAGGAGGGAUGCAAGGACUCCAAGGGGGGAUACAGGGGUUCCAAGGAGGGUUUCAGGGGCUUCAGGGGGUCCAUGGACUGAGGGGACUGGAGCCCAGCUGUGGCCUGCCAACAGCCUUCCCCCUGCUGGGUCGUAGCACCGCUGUCUAGACCUGGAUGCUGACUGGAGGAGUCUAACUAACCAAUACGUUGGCCCAUCUCUGAAGAGCCUUCAAGCAGGAGAUCUAUUAACACAGACUUCCUGUCUGUAUGCCUCCUUUGCUGCUCCAUGUUUACAGCAGUAACACUGCAGUAGUAGAGAUUUAAUUCCCUAAAGAGCUAAAAGAGGGUUAAAGUGCUGUGAAGGCUCAGUGGUUAAAUUCCCUGAUGCAGUUCUGCAGGCAAUGGGUGCCACUUACUCUGCUGGGAUCGAGGCUUUCAGCUCUGUGUAAAGGAGGAAAUGACACACCGUUUCACACCAGUGUUGUCAAAUUAAAGAAGCAUCCUGGUGUCAUAGUGAAGCUCGAUGAGUCAAGGUUCUUUUGAACAGCACAAGAGAAAAAAGGAUCAGUGACGAGGUAAAAGGACGAGUGACAAGCACGGACGUUUCUCCACCUUUCAUCCAGACUUCCUUCAUUUUCAUCUCCACCUCCCCAUCUCGUGUCGCCCUCUCGUUCUGUUCGUCCCUCCUCCCCUCUCUCGGUGCCUGAGCAACCUAUUGUACCAGUCUGCUGUUGCCAUGGCUCCCGGGAACUGUCUGUUGCCCACAACGACCUCUCCUCUUUUAUCUGCUCUGAUUCUCCGACGACUCUGUUCACAGCUUGUCUCGUCUCAAGGACUGAGUGUUAACAUUUAUAAAAGGACACGUGAUGACCCUCUCUGGGACUUGACCACUGUGUUUGUGACAUUAGAGCCUGGUGGCCAGUUUUUACAGUGACAGUCAAAACAACAAGGUAGAGUACAACAAGCUCUCCAGAGAACAAGUGUACUUGGAUUGCAUUGUGUAACAUGCUGCUUUGUUGUUUUCAAUGUCUAUACUACAAAGGUUUGGAGCCCUGUCGGGGGUCACAGGAUGGCGUCAGCUGGAUUAUUUACGGGGAAAAAACUGAAUUUUUCAUGUACAAAUUUAUUAUCAUUCUUUUAAGCUUUGUAACAAAUGCUUUUCUUUUUCUCGCUGGGCUUCUUCCAAUAAUUUAUGGAGUUAAAAAAAAAAAAAAAAAAAAAAGAGCCAAAAAUGGGACCAGCUUAUUGUGUGUUUUUAUGCUCUCCGCAAUAUACCAUUAAAUAUUGGAUCCCUCCCUCUGGAGCAUCUUGAAAUCAAAAUUAAAGCCAUUAACUUCACUAAAUGUCUUCUGGAUUCAAUUACAGUUACAUCUCCUUCACAGUGCCAAAUCAUAUUUUAUUGGAUUUCGGUAUUUACCUUUUGGUACAGCUCUUGUUUGUUUCUGUAAUAAUGCAAAUCUCACUGGGUUUGUGGUGAAAAAAAAAAAAAAGGUCUCAGGAAGAUGGAAACAUCAAUAAAUGAAGUGUGAAAGAAGAUACAAGCAGGAUAUUAUAAUACAAAA
This is a messenger RNA of Epinephelus fuscoguttatus (brown-marbled grouper), 4380 nucleotides long. Its product is annotated as proline-rich protein 7. The coding region runs from base 2000 to 2986 and encodes 328 amino acids. The transcript has 3 exons. NCBI's taxonomy places the organism in Eukaryota, Metazoa, Chordata, Actinopteri, Perciformes, Serranidae. The record is from RefSeq and is a predicted model, not a curated record.